Messenger RNA from Leptonychotes weddellii (Weddell seal), 1194 nucleotides. RefSeq names its product complement C1q A chain (gene C1QA). Gene Ontology annotation, molecular function: protein binding. Lineage: Eukaryota; Metazoa; Chordata; Mammalia; Carnivora; Phocidae. The record is from RefSeq and is a predicted model, not a curated record.
GCUGAGGUCUGCUCAAACUGUCUCCGGGAGGCCUCUGGCCCCUGGGGCAUGGCGGGGCGGCCCAGGGAAGGAGAAGAGGAAGUAGGAAAGGAUGUGAAACUUGGCCACAGCCAGGCAGGCACCACCCCUGCUGGGUGUCCCACAGCGGUCCCUGGGCCCCUGGGUGGAGGACAGGAGCAUCCAGCUGAACUGUCGCCCAGCUGAGGCAGUGGCAUCAUGGAGGCCCCGUGGGGCUGGCUGGUGGUCUGUGUGCUGGCCAUAUCCCUGGCCUCUACAGUGACCCAGGAUGUGUGCCGAGCACCGAAUGGGAGGAAUGGGGCUGCAGGACCACCCGGCCGAGACGGACGGCCAGGCCUCAAGGGGGAGCAAGGGGAGCCCGGGGCUCCUGGCAUGCGGACGGGCAUCCGAGGCCUUAAAGGAGACCAAGGGGACCCUGGGUCCCCGGGAAGCCCUGGCAACAUGGGCUUCCCUGGGCCCAGUGGCCCCCUGGGGCUCCCUGGCUUCCCAGGACCGAAAGGCAUCAAGGGCAACCCAGGAAACAUCAAGGACCAGCCACGGCCGGCCUUCUCAGCCAUAAGGCGGAACCCACCAAUGGGUGGCAAUGUGGUCAUCUUCGACACGGUCAUCACCAACCAGGAAGGCCCAUACCAGAACCACACGGGCCGGUUCCUCUGUGCUGUGCCCGGCUACUAUUACUUCACUUUCCAGGUGGUGUCCAAGUGGGACAUCUGCCUGUCCAUCGUGUCGUCUGGGAGGGGCCCGUUCCGGCGCUCCUUGGGCUUCUGUGACACCAACAGCAAGGGAAUUUUCCAGGUGGUGUCCGGGGGUAUGGUUCUCCAGCUACAGCAAGGGGACCAGGUCUGGAUUGAAAAAGACCCCGCCAAGGGCCGCAUUUACCAGGGUUCUGAGGCGGAUAGCGUCUUCAGCGGCUUCCUCAUCUUCCCGUCCAUCUGAGCCCGGGGAAGGACCCUCCCGCCCCUGGCCGCACAUGCUUCCUGCUGUGUGACUCUGGCCCACUCCCUCCACCUCUCUGGUUUCUAUGGUCUGCUCUGUAUGGGGGUGCUGUUGCUUUAGCUGUCUGAGGGAGAGGGCUGGCUCCCGGGGCCCCGAGAACUUGCUGCCCACUGCACAGUGUAAGAAGAUGGAUUUCUUAGAAUUCUUUCUAGAAUAAACACCUGAGUCCGUGUGUGCUGA